Messenger RNA from Gigantopelta aegis, 3338 nucleotides. RefSeq lists its product as uncharacterized. NCBI's taxonomy places the organism in Eukaryota, Metazoa, Mollusca, Gastropoda, Neomphalida, Peltospiridae. The coding region runs from base 1125 to 1736 and encodes 203 amino acids. The record is from RefSeq and is a predicted model, not a curated record. The transcript has 2 exons.
UUAAUAAUAACACUAAAACUUCAUACUUUAUUUUGAAUUAUUUUUGGUCCAUUUAAACAACACUCAAUAAGACAACUUGCCCAUAUAAAAUGACGUAAUCAAAUACAAUGUUCCCCGACAACAUAAUAUUUACGUUCAUCGAGAAAUGAACAAACUCACGUUGCUACGUCUGGACCAAUAGGAUGACAUUAUAUUGUAAUGAAUGUAAUGGAAAUUUCAUUGUAUUUCAAUUUUUUUUUUUUUUAAAUGGGUUAUUUUUGUGGAAUUUUAAAAUCGGAAUAUUUAUAUAUUUUUAUAAAGUAGUAUGAUCUUGUUCAUUCCAAUAUCCAGUGAAAACGUGACAGAUAAUAGUUUCUCAACCACUAGUCUGGAAUGGUGGUGAUCUGCAGCAGUGUCUGCUGAUCUGUGUUAAGUUAAGAAAAUAAGACAAAUCCAGUCAAUAAAACAAGGACUGGGAUGGGAGGCUGAAAAAUGACUUGCACUAAAGCCCCAGUCUCACAUACAUGAAUUAUACCCGAAUGUUCAGGAAUAUACACGAUCCUAUGCAGCCCCAGUUGCUCCCGAUUUUAAUAUUUUUUUUGCAUGAUUCGGCUUCUUUCCCGAACUGCGUACGAAUGCUCAUGACUGUGGCAAGAACUAAUAUGAUACCACUACGAUCUUGAUAGGUAGGUAGGUAAAGUAUUUUACGUGCAUAUAUGCCACGAAGGCUUUACGCACGCCUAUCACGGGCUUAAUCUCCGACUUUCGGCAGUGACUAAGUCCGGUACAGGAGGGGGGUGGGGAGUAAGUUUGAAGUGGGCGGAAUUUGGAAUAAAAAUUUUAGUACGGUCAAAAAAAAACCCUAAGUCUAUGGAGAAUAAUCUGCAUCCCAAUCAUGUCCGGACUAAGAAAUUAAAACCAAAAAAUAUAUUUGAAUGCUCGGCCUAAAUUGUUUUAAGGUGAUUUGAGCAAUUGAACGGGUGCCAAAGUAAAAUGCGUUGGAUUUUUUAUAAAAAAAUAAACAGAGAAAUUUAAAGUCCAACUAAGCCCCAAAAAGGAGGUUGCCUGUCCUAGGUAAGAUAGGCGGUUCCCGGCGCGACGUGACCACUAGGGCUUGCCCCACUCCCCGUAGUUCCGUGGUGUGGAUGGCAAUCUGGUGGCCAUCCAAGAAGGUCUUAAAAUUCUCGAAGAUCCCGCCUGGCAGUCUGUCGGGAUUGGAGACGUCGCCCACCAAGUACUUGGAGUACUGGCCUCUGAUCUUGCCGGCUGCGAGCUUCCAGUCGUCCCGGGCGGAAGCAGAAGGCCGCGUCUUGGCUGGUUGGUCCCCCGGGGAGGAUUACGGCCUUCCACUUAGCAGCUCCAACAUCCAAGGUCGCCCCUGCGGAGUCCCCCAUGGGGGGGGGGGGGUCUCGACGCAGAUGGACGACGGGCAGGAACAGUUGACGCUGGCCGCGGUGCAUAAGUUGGCUGCUCUACCUGCCGUGUCGGUUCAGUCGGUUCGGUUGGUCGGCGAGUCACCUUCUGUCUAUCCCUCCGGUUUGGUCAUGGUGGGGGCGGUGACGCAGACGGGACCGCCGCUGGCAGUUGAGCCACCAGCUUUGUUCCUGCCUGAGCCAUACACUAAGGUCACGGUCGCCCGUGACCCCGUGUACGCGACUCGGUACUCCACCAGAGCCCACAAAGAGGCAAUCAUUCCCCCCAGGUGGGGGAGUAGCUCAAGAGCGCACGUUGACAUGUCUUGUCGCAUCACUAGUUAGUAGGAGAGUCCUACGAUCUUGAACCAGAUUCAUUACGAAUUGGGACGACCUGCUAUGUGUCCCUUAGGAUGCCUUCCCGAAAACGCAUCAAGAAUUACUAUGACAUGCCUACGAAUCCGCACAACUUCUACACAAAUCAGUACGACUGCCUCAAGAACCAGUACGACUGCCGCAAGACGCCUAUAUGAAGGCUGCCGAACAGGCCAGAUUUCAUUCGACGUUCUGCCUGCAAGCAGUGAACAUCACCAUGCCGCUCUUCAAGAAGUCGGCAACUGGCUGCAAGGGACGAGGGAAGAGCCAGUGUACCCGUGGAGAACCAGAGGCAGAGAAAGAGCCAGAGGUAGAGAAAUACCCUUCAAUAGUUGUACAAAUACCCCAUGUUUAACCACAAAUAUCCCGAAUGUGUCUACGAACAUACUACGGUUACGCAUGAUGCCCUCAAGAACUCGUAAGAUUGAGUCGCGAUUUCAACUUUAUUCAUGAUUACUCCCGACAGUUUUGAACGUUCAAAAGUCGGGAGUCAAUCCAGAAUACUGACGAAAUGCUAGGAACCCCUUACGGUCUCAGUACGUGUAUCUAAGAAUCGCCAAGAAUUCUUAAAUUGUGCCCUUUCGGGAUAUAAUUCAUGUAUAUGUAAGACUUGGGUUUAAGUGAAGAAUUGUGUUAUGGAUUGCUUUAUUGUUUUUGUACAAACAUCAUUUUAAUUCAUAUUAUUGUAUGUGUCUUAUGCAUUUUGAGAAGUGCAUAGAGAUCAUGGAAUUAUAUGACACCAUUAUUUAUAUUUUACUUACAAUAAGAAUAAUAGUACCAUUAUUCAAGUGCAAUAAUCAUCUGUAUAGUAUAUUUUAUACUACCAUUGUAAUAUAGCUGUCAGCUGUAGUACACAGUGUACAUAUAUAUGUACAUUAAUUCAUUGUUCAGAUAAUGGCAUAAUUUCUUAUCUACUGGUAUUGUUUCAUAUAAUCAGCAAGGGAUCUGUAUUUGAAUUUCUAUCAUUGUUAUGUUUUAAGUUUGAAAAGAUGUUUAAAUUUAUUUUAAACCUGGUUUGUAAGGAUAUGUGAAAAAUAGAAUGCUACAUUCAUAUCCCUUUGAUACCAUUUAUCUUACAACUCAUUUAAAAACAUAUCCAACUUGCUUUUGCUUGUUGGAUCUAUACGUUUUAAAACAACUCAUAAGACAGAUGGUAUCUAAUGGCCACUCUUAGUAUUUUCUAUAAAAUUCAUAGUGGCAGAUUCAAUAGCGACAAAUACAUUGGAUAAGUUGAUAUAUAUAUUUGAUCUAAAAGAGCUAGAAAUCUAGUUUGCUCAGUAACUUGUGAUUGCCUGUUUAUCAUCUAGAGAUACUUUACUCACACACACAGUUACAAACUAUUUUAACUAUUAUUUUUAUGUUCUCCUUUUCGUCAUUCUUGACGAUAAAUUUGAAACAAAUAGAAGAGGCAAUCUAGAGUUUACGUUUAAUAUCAAGGGCUUAUAACCUCAAACAGGCCUCGGUGGCGUCGUGGCAGGCCAUCGGUCUACAGGCUGGUAGGUACUGGGUUCGGAUCCCAGUCGAGGCAUGGGAUUUUUAAUCCAGAUACCGACUCCAAACCCUGAGUGAGUG